AUGUUAUCCGUUAUUUUCUUGACAUUUGCCACGAUCAACAAAGUUAUUGAUUGCCAAUCAUGGAACAAAUCCGACGGGAUUCUUCCAUGGGAAUCGUACAUAGAUUUAAAUGAUAUACAACGACCGCUGGGUCUUACAUUAAAUCGGUCAUCACUCGCACAUCAUCAUUUUGCUAUUGGAUAUUUUUGUCUUCAUUCAUUUAUGUAUGAUGAAGCACAAGAUGCUUUCACUCUUGCAAUCAACACAAAACCUACUCUGAUUGAAGCUCAUAUUGGAAAAAUGCUUGCAUGUAAACGUGUAUUGUGGUCACAUACUGAUAUCAAAUGUGGUUUAGAAGCAUACUAUGGAGCUAAGCUAAUGUUAAGAGCAACAAAUAUAACACUUUCACCGUUACAAUCAUCGUUGCUGUCAACUGUUUAUCAAUGGUACACAAACGAAUCGUUGAUUCGUGCUGGAGAACAAGUGUUUUUAUCUCUGAUAGCUGAUCUAUCCGAAACCUACCCAAAUGAAACUGAUAUUCGCGUACUAUGGAGCCUUUCACUUCUCAAUAUAGCUUGUCAAAAAGAAUUUCAAGAUCAAAUAGAAUCUACACCUGUGAUAGAAGCAAGAGAAAUAUUGAAAACAGUCCUCAUCACUGAACCAAAUCAUCCAGGUGCUCUCAACUAUAUAAUACGUAUAUUUGAUACUAAUCAAGUUGACAUGGCCGAAAAAGCUACAGAUUAUGCAUCAGCAUACAAUAAAACUGCAUUUACAUUGUCGUAUGCACAACAUAUGACGGCACAUAUUUGGAUCCGUGCAUGGCUUCUUGCUAUAUCAGCCGAUACAUCAGCUAUUCGAGCAAGUUUUGGAUUAUGCGCAACUAAAUUAUUAAAUCGUUCGACAUCAAUUUCAUCUAUUGAACUCGAAAAUGUCUUGACUCAAUUUAAUACAACAGAACAAAUAUCAUCUUUUCUUUUAUGCGAUGCAGAAAAUCGAGCUCACGCAAUGGAAUGUCUUUCAUACUCUCGUUUACAAACCGGCGAUUGGUCAGGCAGUAUAAAUUUAAUCAAAGAUCUAAUGGCUGCAAAUAAUCAAUCAUUUCUAAUACCCAAUUAUUAUUUACCAUUUGCCUAUCGAACGCAAGCGCGUACUAUUAUUGAUCUUUUCUUUUGGUUUUCCUAUAGCGAUGCAUUUUUGAACAAAACACAAUUACUUUCAUCAUUUGAUGACGAACAAUCAAUGAUGUCAUUAAGUGAUAAUGCUACACGAUGGUAUCCUAUAUGGAGUGAAGCAGGAUAUCGUUUUGCUGAUUGUCUUCAAUUACUAGUGAAUUUCUAUAUGGACAGAAAUACAUCUAGUAUCUCAUUAAGUAUAGAUAAUCAUCUAUCUCGUUUGGUCAUACUUUCUAAUCGAACGAAUGCAAUGAGUAAAUAUAUAUCAAAUAGUAUUUUAAUUAUGAUACCUCAAAUACUUGGCAUACGCCAUUAUAUUAAUGGGCUAUGGCAAGAAAGUUUAGAUGAAUUGAAUACAGCGAAUCAAAUCGAAUCGACACUUAUAGCGGAUAUUAAUAGUCCUGCGCUGAUGUUUGCACGUUCGUCUGAAUUACUUGCUAUGCAUCUAUUGAUUAUUUAUGAACAGCAUCAAAAUCAAUCGAAUGAGACCAAUGCUUUUAUGUAUGUAUUAAAUGGUACAAAAACGUCUGCUGAUAAAUUUCCAUCGAUAGCAUUGAAAUUAUACAAAACAUCUGAUCAGCUGGCUCCUAAUCGAGCUAUAAGUACACUUGGCAUGGCUCGAUCUAAUGCAUAUCUUAAUCGGCAUAGUAUAGCAGUUGGUUUAUAUCAACAACUUUCUUUUCAAAUGACAUCAACGCAUACUCAUGAUGAUAAUUUUCUAAAAGAAGCUAAUGAUUAUCUAGCUCGUCAUAGUUCAGCGAUUCGUGUUGAUAUUUGUUUUAAUUUAAUCUUUUGUUUUCUCAGUUGUUUACUUUAUUUUUGA
Rotaria socialis is the source of this 1974-nucleotide messenger RNA. Lineage: Eukaryota; Metazoa; Rotifera; Eurotatoria; Philodinida; Philodinidae. The record is from the annotation of a GenBank genome assembly.